Messenger RNA from Procambarus clarkii (red swamp crayfish), 916 nucleotides. RefSeq lists its product as uncharacterized. NCBI's taxonomy places the organism in Eukaryota, Metazoa, Arthropoda, Malacostraca, Decapoda, Cambaridae. The record is from RefSeq and is a predicted model, not a curated record.
UAUACAAAGACGCAACAAAAUAGUCUGAGCUAGCGGGCGAGCUUCGUCCCCUGGGCCGCCAGCUGGCCGGGCUCCGGGCUCCAGGUGCUCUUGUUUACUUUGUCUCGCCUCGCUUUCUUACACUAAACAAACAUGUUAACGGACGACGAGUUGUCCAGACUGGCUGAGCAAGCAAUAUUGAAGGAAGCCAAAAGAGGUGCCGAGAGAGCUGAGAUUUGCGGUCCAUCUGGAUGGCUUAAGUGUAACCUGCCUUCCACAAACAAGACCUUCCUUCACAAUACCCUCCUCGGUACUUUGGCUGCUAACCGUGUUAAAGAGAAGCGGGAUAGAAACCGCAGUGAAGAUGGGAAACGCAGACGACAAAUGGAGGAGAAAGAGAAAAAUACGUACAAGAGGCUGUAUAUUCAAGCAAGUACAAAGCCCAAAAAUAGCCAAGCAGUAAAAAAUCGAGAAUACUCUGCAGAGAUUUGUAAAGUUUCUAAUAAGGAUUACAAAACGACAAAUUUCCAGAGUGACAAGAUUAUAAUGUGGAAUGAAACGGGCUUGGAGCUAAAAAAUUGCAAUAUUCAAUUAACUAAUGACAAAAAAUCCAAGUUGCUUAAUAAAACUGCUAAUAAGAAAAAUAAUUCCAAUAUACCUGUAUUGCCAAGAAGUAUACAUUUUAUAUCGGGUUCGGUUAACAAUACCCGAGGCAAUGGAAAAAGAUGAAUGUUUCUUCAUCAAAUAUUUAUAGUGACUUAUAGUUUUAUAUAUAUAUAUAUAAAACCUCAUAUUUGAUGUAAACUGACUUAUUCUAAUGAGGAUUUGUUAAUGUAUUUUAUUAUCUUGCAUAUAUUUUGUCUCAUAAUUAAGACAAAUUUCAUCUAGAUAUAUAAAGGCAGCAGUCUCAUAGGGAAAUAAAUGUAUUAUUUUGUUC